CUUUGUUGUGACGUCACGGCCCUGUCCAGCAAACAUGGCGAACAUUCGGUGUGUGAAGGGGAUGGUCGGACUGGUGACCGGCGGUGCGUCCGGUCUGGGUCGGGCCACCGUAGAGCGCCUGGUGCAGAGCGGGGCGUCGGCUGUCAUCGUGGACCUUCCCUCCUCGGACGGCCAGACGCUGGCUGCCAGUCUGGGGGAUCGAUGUGCCUUCGCUCCUGCAGACGUGACUUCGGAGGCGGACGUCCAGUCGGCGGUGUCUCUGGCCAGAGAGAAGUUCGGCCGCUUGGAUCUGGCGGUGAACUGCGCCGGCAUCGCUGUGGCCGUUAAAACCUACAACUUCAGCAAGAAGAUUCCUCACAGCCUGGAGGACUUCCAGAGAGUCAUCAACGUGAACAUCGCAGGAUCCUUCAACGUGAUCCGACUCGCUGCCGGCGAGAUGGGAAAGAACGAGGCGGACGCAGACGGGCACCGAGGAUGCAUCAUCAACACGGCCAGCGUGGCGGCCUACGACGGACAGGUCGGACAAGCAGCUUACUCUGCCUCUAAAGGCGGCAUCGUUGGGAUGACGCUGCCCAUCGCACGAGACCUGGCGCCGAUGGGCAUCAGAGUGCUCACCAUCGCACCCGGGCUGUUCGCCACUCCGCUCCUCGCCAGCCUCCCGGAGAAGGUGCGCUCCUUCCUCGCCCGCCAGGUGCCCUUCCCUCCUCGCCUGGGCGACCCGGCCGAGUUCGCCCACCUGGUGACGUCGCUGGUGGAGAACCCGAUGAUCAACGGGGAGGUGAUCCGGCUGGACGGAGCCAUCCGCAUGCAGCCCUGAGACGCUCGGUUUGAGAAAAGAUCAUCAGCUGCCUCCAAUCAACAGAACACACGUGUGCGUGUGUGUGUGUGUGUGUGUGUGUGUACGUACGUUUGUCUUUACGUUGUAGAACAUCAUGAUGGUUAUUAUUACCUCACCUGUCGUCAGUCACAAACCUUUUUAACUGAGUGAAAGAUUGUAAAAAUGUUCUUUAUUCAGAACGCUGCAGUAAAUAAACAUCACUUUGGUUUAUUGUUCUGA
Molecule: messenger RNA, 1057 nt
Organism: Stegastes partitus (bicolor damselfish)
Lineage: Eukaryota; Metazoa; Chordata; Actinopteri; Pomacentridae
Gene: hsd17b10
Product: hydroxysteroid (17-beta) dehydrogenase 10
Exons: 6
Coding region: 35-817 (260 amino acids)
Biological process (GO): androgen metabolic process; fatty acid metabolic process; estrogen metabolic process
Cellular component (GO): mitochondrion
Molecular function (GO): estradiol 17-beta-dehydrogenase [NAD(P)+] activity
Source: RefSeq, a predicted model, not a curated record